GCAGAGGCUCCGCCCCCACGGCCCCGCCUACGGGAGCUGCUGAGGCGGCACCUGAGGGAGGAGAGGGUGGAGCAAUGGGCCAGGGAGGUCAGCUCGGGGCCGCACGGGGCGGGGUCAGGGCGUGGCCGAGCUCUCGCCCAAUCAGUGCUGAGCGCCCUGGCGGGGGCGGGGCUGAGCCGGGCCUGGAGCCGCCCCCAGCCCCUCCCCCUCCCAGUACGGGGGGCGGUGUCGCUGCGCUGGGUGGGGCCGGGGGGGGAGGAGCUCGAGCGGCUCCCGCUGGACCCGGAAGCGUUCUGCGCCUGGAGCGCGCCCGGGACGGCCACCGGCGGGCUGGUCUAUGGGCACUACGGGAGGCCCCAGGACCUGGCGGAGCUGCGGGCGCGGGGGGUGGAGCUGCGGGGACACCUGGUGCUGCUGCGGCUGGGGCGGGGCCGCCCCGCCCAACAGGUGAGAGGGACACGCCCACAUGGGGGCGGGGCUGGUGCUGCUGCGGCUGGGGCGGGGCCGCCCCGCCCAACAGGUGA
Molecule: messenger RNA, 524 nt
Organism: Melozone crissalis (California towhee)
Lineage: Eukaryota; Metazoa; Chordata; Aves; Passeriformes; Passerellidae
Product: translation initiation factor IF-2-like
Exons: 4
Coding region: 75-524 (149 amino acids)
Source: RefSeq, a predicted model, not a curated record